Aspergillus pseudotamarii is the source of this 1916-nucleotide messenger RNA. Its product is annotated as RXT2 domain-containing protein. The transcript is spliced from 4 exons. Gene Ontology annotation, biological process: negative regulation of rDNA heterochromatin formation; negative regulation of silent mating-type cassette heterochromatin formation. Gene Ontology annotation, cellular component: cytosol; Rpd3L complex. The record is from RefSeq and is a predicted model, not a curated record. The coding region runs from base 160 to 1764 and encodes 534 amino acids. NCBI's taxonomy places the organism in Eukaryota, Fungi, Ascomycota, Eurotiomycetes, Eurotiales, Aspergillaceae.
AUUAUUUCAGUACUCCGCGGAAAGGAUUCUCCAUGAGUCGUUGAAAUCUUCCGAUUCGGGGUCGCUUGAUGAGAUACAUAAUCUGACCACUCUUAUUCCAGUAGUUUCCACUGCGACUGUCUAUAUUUCAGUUACUUUGCUUUUGAUUCAGCCAUAACGAUGGCGGCACAGGCGGCUCUCAUCGCCGAUACGAUCGUCGGUAUGAAAAGGGCUCUACGCAAAGAAAAUGAUUUCUCAGGCCCUGAUGACCCCAUCGCUCAGCCGACAAACCGAGGCAACAAACUACGGACAAACGCUAAACAUGUGCGGGAGGGCGCAUUGGGGUAUAUCCAGCCUGAAGAUCUUUAUAAGCAGAAAAUUGAUCAUGCUGGGUACACACGCUAUAUCCUACAGCCAAACCCCGUGCGCUAUGACUCAGAGGGUGAUGAGUUAGACGAGGAUGAUGAAGACUCCGAGGCAGAUGCCGCUGCGGCGGAAGAGAAUCCAUUUUCUGAGCUCGCGUUGGAAAAUUUCCUGUGCCCGUUAAAACAUCCAUCGGAACUACCUACUCACCCUUCCUUAUCCCACGCCUAUACGUCAAAUGCUCUCUCGAAUAUGACCAAGGCCAUCGAGGCUAAACUACGCCAAGAACGGGCUCUUUUGUGGCGUGCGCGAAACCUCCACAGACUGUUCCUUGGGGAUAGCUCUUGGAUGCCAUGUGGAACAGUUGAGACUCCCGAAGACAGAUGGAUCUUCGAGCCGCGGCUUGGUAAUCCGGGUCACAAAUCUCCAAUCGGUCCAAAUGGGCAGAACAGUGUUCCCAGUCGUUCAACGACAAUAGAAAUGACAGGUCGAAGCCAUGGAGCACAUAGUUGUGUUUCACUUGUCAGGACAUCGAAAGAAGCCCAGACGGCGGAAAGCAAGGACAUCCAGAGUCGCCAUACUGCAGAACAAGACAUUGAAAUGGCUAUUGUUCACAAUCAUGAGAAGGAGAAUGGGAGCCCUAUGAAUGACAAUGAGCAGACACGAGAACCCAAGUCCGAAGAGGUUGAGACUCCCGUUAUAAGCCUUCCACAGCAUUUAGACAUCGAUGAAGCCAACGGCAGUGACGUAGUAAAUUCACACUUGGAAUGCAGUCAAAAAUCUGACGCGGAUGGGCUUCAUGCAGACAGAAAAGGAAUUGCAACUGAUCGAACUGACUCGGGUGACGUGAACGUUGAUACGACCUAUGAGGGCUCCGGCAAUGUCCAUGGGGAUGAAAUGGACAAAGAUGAAGAGAUGCAGGACGGGUUUUCCCCCGAGCCACCGCGUCGAAUGACGACUCGAGCUCAGGCUAAUGCCGCAAAUCCACAAGAGGAUGAAUCAGACCACUUCCCACCAUCUCCUUCCUCUGACACCCUCAGCUCACUUCCUAUACCACACCCUCUCUUUCUCGUGCCUGACUCUAUCCGCCCAGAUCCCAAUUUUGGUCUGUCGCCCAUGGAAGCCGAAGAUACACGACGACUCCUGUGGUCAUAUGUGCAGAAACAGGAGGAGACUGUCAGGGGAUUCGAGCACAUGUUGGAAUGCCUACUCCGAGCUUGCCGUAUGAAAGAUGAUGUGCUCGAGUGGUGCAAAGCGGAAGGCCAUGUGGGCGAAAUGAGUGACGGAGAAGACUGGUAUGACCGGGAAAGAUGGGGGCUAGUGGAGGGUGAAGACCUCAAGAAGGGCGCGGACGAGGAUGAGAUUGAGAUGGUCGAGGAAAGCCGCGCUUCAAAUAAAAGAGGCAGAGGCCGGCGAGCAUAGAUGCAAUAGCUCACUUCUACGGCUCACAAUCAUCGAUGGUGGUUGCAUAGAUCAAUGACCCGGGGGUUGCUGGGUGUUUUCACAUUUUGGGCCCUGGAAAGAGGUAUCUUUGGCGGCCUCAGCAACUACCGUUACGGCUUCUGUAUGACUCA